AUUCAUAAACUUAAAUAAUGGACAUCGGUUCUGUGGGGAUUCAGAAAUUCAGAAAUUGAACAGAGCAAACAUCCUUUGGUUCAGCUGAGAAUUAAUUAAUUUUGAGUUGCAGUUUUCAGUGUCUUCAGAAAUUCAGAAAUGUUUGUUUCAGGCCACCCUGUUGUUUGGACCUGCAUUCAGGACCGGAAACAAGAAAAGACAACUCUGUCUCCAGGAAAGCCAAACCUUUUAAGCACAGGAAUCCAAAAAUAGCUGGACAAAAACAACUAUAACAACAGCAAAAACAAAAGCCAGAAGAAGAAGAAGAAGACGGAGAAGAAGAAAAACAAACGAAAGAAGAAACGAAGAAAAGACGCUUUUGAACAAUCCAAAAAUAAAAUAAAAUAAUAAUAAAAAGAAGUAAGAACAAUAGAAAUCAAAUAAUUUGUGUAGGAAAUAAUAUAGCUUUUGAAUAACAAACAAAAAAUAGAACUAAAAACCUCCCAAAAAAAUAAAAGAAAAGAAAUCAAUAAUAAUAAUAAAAUAAUAAUUUUCACAACAUAGAACUAUCAAAAACCUGUGAAAGUGACACCACUAAACACCACACAGACUUAUUCUGAACGCACAGACAAGGGGAAAUACCACCCAAGACGUCUGCAGCAAUUCAAAGUUAAAAAAAAGGCAGGCUGAUCUUUCGUCUACUGAGAGACAGUCAGUAUCCUAUCGAACUGUCUAGAAAUUGAGUAAUUGGAACCACCUCAAUAAUCUAAGCUGUAACUUUGCUGAUUGAAAGUAACGUAAAACUCGAUCGUAACACUUCUCAAAUUCGCCAUUGGAAGGGUACAGACUUUAUUAGAGUUUAUUUCAAAGGGCAAAUUAGUUUACAAUUUUCAAUUCUGAAUAAAUAGUCUCGAUUAUAGAUCUAAUUUGUUCCGUGUACAGUUUUGUUGAGGAAAUAUUUCAGAACUUUGAGCACACUGUGACAGUAAAUAACGUUUCUGCAUUUCGUGGAUUUACCUACUCCAUAUUUCAAAAGAUUUUGUCAAAAGUACAAAGCAUUUAUCCUGAGAAACAUUGUUGAAAAACCAACCCAUUCUGUUCGUAAAGUGCUCGGUAGAUUGCUUGUUGUUUUCUUGGCUUCUUUUUCUGUUUUACCCUUCGUUAUCGAGACGCCAUCGCUUUCGAACACAACUACAAGAACAGCAACAGCAGCAACAACAGCAGCAGCAACAACAACAACAACAACAACAAUAAAACAACAGCAACAACAAAACGACUGUCGUUCAAAAGACAACAACAACAACAACAGCAACAAAAAGGAAGCAGAAGAAGUAUAGAAGAGACAGACGAAAAGUGAAGCCUCCCCGUUAUCAAGCUUGGCGGAGAUUGUUUUCAUCGUCAUCAUCAUCGUCAUCGUCAUUGUUGUCGCUGUCAGCCCUGCUACGUCACUUUCGAUCUGCGCCAUGAUGAUGUUGAGGAACCCUCUGUUGUCCCUAGCAACAGCCUGCUCUGUCUUUACCUUCUUUACCUCAGAUUGUCUGGGCCAGCCGCUCGACCUGGACACCCUGCUGCCCCCGGAGUCCGUGACGUCACGUGGUCUGAGCAUGCGCGAGGCGGGCCUGUUGUUGCUGACCCUGUGCUGGGAGGACUCGCAGCUGUUGGACCAGUGUCAGAGAA
Messenger RNA from Aplysia californica (California sea hare), 1656 nucleotides. RefSeq lists its product as uncharacterized. NCBI's taxonomy places the organism in Eukaryota, Metazoa, Mollusca, Gastropoda, Aplysiida, Aplysiidae. The record is from RefSeq and is a predicted model, not a curated record.